GGGAGAGUAUAGUUGCCUCGGAUCUGCAGGCCUCGGUAGCCAAGCCGGGAUGCUGUUUUCUUAGUUCUUCGCCCUCUCCCCAUCGCCCUGUCUAAUUGGUGAACCAGGAGGUUUCCAAGGUAACCGCGCAGUAGGGCGGAUCCUCCUAAGAAGGGAAAACGCAACCUGGAAGUGACGCUAUUACCUCGCGCCAGCGGCGAGAGGCUUCGAAGAUGGCGGCGCGCAAGGGUCGGCGGCGCACGUGUGAACCUGGGGAGUCUAUGGAGACCGAACCCCAAGAAACAGGGUCCAAGGGCCAGGGUCAGGUCUAUCUACCUGGUCGGGGACCGCCGCUGCGCGAAGGAGAGGAGCUGGUCAUGGACGAGGAGGCCUACGUGCUGUACCACCGAGCACAGACGGGCGCCCCCUGUCUCAGCUUCGACAUAGUCCGGGAUCACCUGGGAGACAACCGGACUGAGCUUCCUCUUACACUUUACCUGUGUGCUGGGACCCAGGCCGAAAGCGCCCAAAGCAACAGAUUGAUGAUGCUUCGGAUGCACAAUCUUCAUGGGACAAAGCCCCCACCGUCGGAGGGCAGCGACGACGACGAGGAGGAGGAGGAUGACGAAGAGGAUGAAGAAGAGCGGAAGCCUCAGCUGGAGCUGGCUAUGGUGCCCCACUAUGGAGGCAUCAACAGAGUUCGGGUGUCGUGGCUGGGGGAGGAGCCGGUGGCUGGGGUGUGGUCAGAGAAGGGCCAGGUGGAAGUGUUUGCGCUGCGGCGACUCCUGCAAGUGGUGGAUGACCCCCAGGCCCUGGCCACCUUCCUCCGGGAUGAGCAGACCCGUGUGAAGCCCAUCUUCACCUUCUCUGGCCACAUGGGCGAGGGCUUUGCCCUUGACUGGUCCCCUCGUGUGCCCGGGCGCCUGCUGACCGGUGACUGUCAGAAGAACAUCCACCUCUGGACGCCAACAGAUGGGGGUUCCUGGCACGUGGACCAGCGGCCAUUCGUGGGCCACACACGCUCCGUGGAGGACCUGCAGUGGUCCCCAACCGAGGACACGGUGUUUGCCUCCUGCUCAGCUGACACCUCCAUCCGCAUCUGGGACAUCCGGGCAGCCCCCAGCAAGGCCUGCAUGCUCACCACCGCCACCGCCCACGACGGGGACGUCAACGUCAUCAACUGGAGCCGCCGGGAGCCCUUCCUGCUCAGCGGUGGGGACGACGGAGCCCUCAAGGUCUGGGACCUGCGGCAGUUCAAGUCUGGCUCCCCAGUGGCCACCUUCAAGCAGCACGUGGCCCCCGUGACCUCCGUCGAGUGGCACCCCCAGGACAGUGGGGUCUUUGCGGCCUCGGGUGCGGACAACCAGAUUACACAGUGGGACCUGGCCGUGGAGCGGGACCCCGAGGCCGGUGACGCAGAGACAGACCCGGGGCUGGCCGACCUCCCCCAGCAGCUGCUGUUCGUGCACCAGGGCGAGACGGACCUGAAGGAGCUGCACUGGCACCCGCAGUGCCCCGGGGUGCUGGUCAGCACCGCCCUGUCGGGCUUCACUGUCUUCCGCACCAUCAGCGUCUGAGCUUGGCCUGGCCGAGUCUGUCUGGUCCUCCACUUACUUGGAACUGAAGUUGAAAGUUCAUCAUUUCCUUGGAAGGAACUCAUUCAGAUCUGCUGGACAGCGCCUCUCCAAAAGGACUUGGUUUGGCCCGUUGUCUGCCAUGAUGGAUUCUGUUUGACUUACUGUUCUUUGAAAGGACUUGGUUUGGUCCAAUGCCCCUCUUGCUAGGAGAGAUGGUUUGACUCGUGGCUCUAAAACUAAGAUUUGGUUUGCUUCCCUUGAUUCCUCCAACUGAAGCACUUGGUUUGACCCAUGGCCCUGUAAAACCACUGCAGUUGUCUCCAGUGAACCCUCAGACCCAGAGACUUGGGUCAACCCAGUGAGCGCCACCUGUCAGAAGAGGCCACUAGCCCAUUUCCCAGAUAGGCCUGGUGUGUCCUGUGUUGCUGUGGGUAUUUUGUCAGCUGCAGGCCCUGGGCUUGACUCUGAUCUCCCUGCCACUGGUCUCCCUCAGGGAACUCAAGUGCCUUAGAGUGGCUGGACCAAAUUUGAGGUGUGGGUUCCUCCAGCAGAAUUUGGUGUGGCCCUUGUCUUCCUGCCAGCUGGGUUUGACUGGGUGGAGCCUUCUCCCCUCUUCCCAGAGAGGCACUGUGCAGGGCGGGGAAGUUAGGGGCUCUUGAGAGGCAAUAAAGGACCAGAAUGGAACCUGAA
This is a messenger RNA of Cervus elaphus (red deer), 2246 nucleotides long. RefSeq names its product glutamate rich WD repeat containing 1 (gene GRWD1). The transcript is spliced from 7 exons. The record is from RefSeq and is a predicted model, not a curated record. Lineage: Eukaryota; Metazoa; Chordata; Mammalia; Artiodactyla; Cervidae. Gene Ontology annotation, molecular function: protein binding. The coding region runs from base 213 to 1556 and encodes 447 amino acids.